AUGUUGGUAUUGAAAGAUGCUCGUGGUGAAGCUCAAUUUAAGUUCUGGGUCCAUAAACACUUUAAAUUAGUUACUAUUGGUGAAUUACAAGUUGUUUAUGGCAUUAAAUCAAAUAAUCCGGUGAUCACUUAUGAACAAUUAUACACAACCAUUAAAGAAUGCCAUGAAAGAUUAGGACAUCAUGGUCGUGAUAAAACGUGGAGAGAAGUGAGACAACAGUAUUGUUGGAUUCCAUUUGAUGUAGUAGUCAUUUUCCUUUCACAAUGUGAUGUAUGUUGGAAUCGCAAAGGAUUUCCAAAACCAAUAGCAGGUAGAACCUAGCCUUUCCUUUCUCACAUCUUGUACGCUCUACAUAAUAAAAUUAUUCUAUAGAUAAACCUAUUGUUUCGAUUGGAUAUUUAACACGUCUACAGAUGGACUUAAUAGAUAUGAGAAGCAUGCCGGACGGUGAAUAUCAGUGGAUCCUACACACGAAGGAUCACUUUACAAAGUUUUCGUGGGCCUACCCACUUAA
Rotaria sordida is the source of this 514-nucleotide messenger RNA. The record is from the annotation of a GenBank genome assembly. NCBI's taxonomy places the organism in Eukaryota, Metazoa, Rotifera, Eurotatoria, Philodinida, Philodinidae.